Molecule: messenger RNA, 2142 nt
Organism: Hypanus sabinus (Atlantic stingray)
Lineage: Eukaryota; Metazoa; Chordata; Chondrichthyes; Myliobatiformes; Dasyatidae
Gene: krt222
Product: keratin 222
Exons: 7
Coding region: 1-1146 (381 amino acids)
Source: RefSeq, a predicted model, not a curated record
AUGCGCACCUUGUCAAAUGACAUCAUCAGGCGCGCCUUGCCGUAUGACGUAGGCGGUCACGGUCUUUCCAUGACCAUGAUUGUUCUUGGCAAAUUUUCCCACGGAAGUGGUCUGCUGUUGCCUCCUUCUGGGUUGCUCUCCUGCGACGACGUGCUUGGAGAGGGUGUUGGCGGCCGGCGUCACCUCACGGCGAAGCGAGGGCCUGGACUCGCUGUUGUUGCCUACCGCCGCGAUAGGCCUCCAGCCUCACCACCCCCCCCACGCUCGGCCUGGCGUCGCCCGGACGACGGUAAUACUAAAGUCGGGCUGCUCUUUAUUGACCGCAGAGCUGCAGUCAACACAAUCGUCAACACCCUCCGAAAUCUGGGCCUCUGUACCUCUGUCUGCAUCUGGAUCCUCGGCAUCCUGCAGAUCGGCUUCUAUCCCAGUCCUGACGAAGGGUCUCGGCCCGAAACGUCGACUGUCCACCCGUCUCUGGAGAGACGGCCGAGUUCCGCCAUCGCUUUCCGCGUGGUGGUCCCGCGCAAAGGCUUGGAGCGCUCGCUGCAGGCAGCCGAGCGGAGGCACGUGCGGCGGCUGAGGGACCUGGCGGGCGUCGUCGAGGGGCUGGAGGGCGAGCUGAGGGAGGCGAGGACGGACCUCGGCCGCCAGGCCUGGAAGCACCAGCUGCUGCUCAACACCAAGAUGAGGCUGGAGGGAGAAAUAGCCAGGUACCGCGACCUCCUCGAGGGAGAGGAGGGGAGCCUCACCGCCACAGCCGCCGUCGGUCCACGGUCAUCGCACACCUGGUUACGUCAGAAGACGCUGACUCUCCCUUCGGUAGCCGUUGUGAUGGAGGCUUCCCUGGAGCAGAGGAUUGAGACGGUGACGACACAGGAGAUCGCCGGUCACAGCGCGGAAUCCGAGAGCGCCAAAGCUCCCAGCAAAGUUCAGACGGAGAAGAUGGACGAGCUGAUCAAGGGCUGGGAGUGCUCCUUCUUCAAAGACAACCCCCACCUCCGGAAGAAGUCGGCCUCCCUCCGCUUCGACCUGCACCUGGCCGCCGCCGAGGAGGGGUCGCCCCCCAUCAAGCGGGGCACCCUCCCCGACAUCGAGCUGCGGCUGGUGAUGCGCAAGUCCAGCAGCAUCCCCUCCCUCAAGUCGUAAGGCCGUGCGGGGACCGGCGCGACGUUCUCCCCGGCGUCCAGCGGGCCUCCUGCGCCACCCCCCACCCCCUCUCUCUCUCUCUCUCUCUCUAUCUCUCGAUAUUUAUUAUCACAUUUCUCCGUAAACCAAGGCGCAUGCAAAGACGGACCGGCCCGUGACGAGUGAAUCAGGAAGAUGGAGGUGGCCAGGGUCCGGGCGGGCGCUGGCUAUGCACCGUGGACUGAGUUGAGUUAGUUGAGUGGAAUGGGCCACGGGUGGGGACUUGGCGUGCUCGGGACCGCGGGCCGGGAGCUACAACCCACUGCGGUGGGCGCCUUCCGAGGAGACGAAGGCGAAGCAACUGUUAAAAGUAUUCCAAUAAGCAGAUUCAAUGCCAGGCUUCAGAUCUAUACUCCACAUAACGGCGACCAGUACUGAAUGUAACCUCCUCCUCCUCCCCUUCCCUCUUCAGGGCUAAAUUCGGGCCUCUUACCUCGUCUCCUUGCCUGCCUGUCAUCUCCCCCGGUGACCAUUCUCCCCUUUCUCCCUCGGUCCACUCUCCUGUCAGAUUCCUCCCUCUCCAGCCCUUUACCUUUCCCACCCAGCCCCUCCUUGGCUUCAUCUUCUAGCUGGUCUUCCUUCGCCUCCCUCCCCGCUUUUGAAAUCCAGUGUCUUCCCUCUUCUCGUCUCCUCCUCCCCGGUGUCCCUCCUCCUUCCCUUCCUCCCUCGGUCCACUCUCCUUCUCCUCACCUCUGCCACCUGUCACCAACCAGCUUCUCACUUCAAAUUCCACCCCCCACCCACCUGGCUUCACCUAUCAGCUUCUGGCUUGUCCUUCCCCCACCGUUUUAUUCCGGCUUGUACUUCCCCCACCGUUUUAUUCCGGCUUGUCCUUCCCCCACCGUUUUAUUCCGGCAUCUGUCCUUCCCCCACCGUUUUAUUCCGGCUUGUCCUUCCCCCACCGUUUUAUUCCGGCAUCUGACCUUCCCCCACCGUUUUAUUCCGGCAUCUGUCCUU